This is a messenger RNA of Plenodomus lingam JN3, 1776 nucleotides long. RefSeq lists its product as uncharacterized. Lineage: Eukaryota; Fungi; Ascomycota; Dothideomycetes; Pleosporales; Leptosphaeriaceae. The record is from RefSeq and is a predicted model, not a curated record.
AUGUCUCGGCAUCGGGGCGGCUACACCCCGCAACCUCUCCCAGAACGGCGCGAAACUUCUCGUGGCAUCAUGGGCUUCUUCAAGCGCUUCCGCCGCCAAAAGAGUCCCAAGAAGACAGCCUCGCUUCCGCGCAACGACCUCUAUGCCCCGACAACAUACGCCUACCAUGGCCCCGACCAGACGCAGCGCCUCCCUGACACGGUCCUGCGCCGCAUCUUCGAGGAAGUCUGCCCCCACUCAGCCGACGAAACCCUCCAGGGCAGCGAGGACAGUGGCAAUGAUGGCUGCAUGAGCUGUGACAUGCGCGACCUGGCCCAUUGCGCCCUGACCAGGCGACAGUGGUAUGGCAUUGCUGCUGGUCUGCUAUACAACAGCAUACGCAUUGAUGCCGUGCAUUAUUGCGAGCUCGAGGAAAUCUAUGCCGACCAGCGACGGCGGAAAUCUCGCAACGGCGAAGACAUCGAUGCCCCCACGCUGCGACUCCAGCAGCUCUCCCAGAGCGUGCGAGACAACCAAUACCUCGGCCACCGUGUCCGCUUCAUCAAGCUACCGUACAUGACACGAGAGUCGUGCAAGGCUGAUCUGGCACGCGCCGUCUCGGGCUGUCCCAAUCUCGAGUUUGUCGAUUUGCCAGACGGCUUCUACAACGGCGACCCCUCGUGCCAGCUGCUGCGGCAAGAACUCCAGGUACGAUGUCCUCAUAUCCGCAAGAUGAGGUAUCUCGAGGGAGGCGAGCAGGCACUGGAGACGCUGCUCCAAGGCUAUUGGCAAGAACUGCGGGUGGUGGAACUCAACAAGAUUCACAUCGAGCCGAGCGUGCUGAGGCAGGUCCUUGGUAUGCUCCCUCGCUUGAGCGAGUUGAUCGUCGUCAAUGUCCAGUGGAUGAAUGACUCCACUUUCCACGAUGCUCCAGGCUUGCCCUACUUCCCAGCCCUGGACACGCUCAAACUGGAAAAGGUGCAUGGCAUCACGGCAGAAGGCAUAGCGCAGUACCUUUCCAGCCCCAUGUCCGGCCACCGCCUGAAGACGCUCGUGAUCAAGAACUGCCAUGGUCUCCCUCCCACCUCACUGCACCAGGUGCUAGCGGCAGCCUACAAACUGCAUACCCUCGAGUAUAACACGGUCGUGUCUGCGUCGUUGCCUCUGGACCCAAUACCACCCAUGGCCUCCAAUACCCUGCACAAGCUCAACUACGAGAUUGUCACGAGCAACACACAUCAGGCCUACCCAGCCGGCGCAUCCUACUACCAAUACCUCGCCAAGUCCCUCCUGUCCAACUCGCUCCCCGCCCUACGACAGCUCUACGUACGCGACCCAGACUUCCCAGAGAUUCUCACGCUUGCACCUCCCAUCCGCCCCUUUAGCGAAGCACCGCCGCCCACGUUCAACCAGCCUCUGGAGGUCUAUUCGAAGGGCCUCGACGAACUGGAAUGGAUCUUCACGUCCAUCAUUCCCCCGGACGGUCCUGGACGCCGCAUGUCCAUGGCAGGUGGUCGCCCACUCAGCAGCUACUCUGCGCACAAGGGCCUCGGGCCACAGUGGGGCGGCGACGCAAGGAAGAGUGUUGUUGUGCCCAAUGGUUUUGGAGGAUUCUUGGCCAUCCCCGCGGACGAUGCCAGGCCGCGGAGCGCGGGACACGCUACCCCGAGUGGUGGCUUUGGUCACGGGUAUUCAAACUCUCUGGGUAAUCACAGCGAGUUCGCUCCUCCGCGCGCUAGCUGGAUGAGCCACUCUGGGCGGGAGAAGCGGGCGUCGAGAGCGGAUCUUUGGCGAUGA